This is a messenger RNA of Triticum aestivum (bread wheat), 3198 nucleotides long. RefSeq lists its product as uncharacterized. Bases 329 to 925 code for a protein of 198 amino acids. The record is from RefSeq and is a predicted model, not a curated record. The transcript has 4 exons. Lineage: Eukaryota; Viridiplantae; Streptophyta; Magnoliopsida; Poales; Poaceae.
AUCCAUCUCAUCCUCGUCCACCCACGAAACCCUAGCCCCCUUCUCUCAAUCGCCGCUGCCGCCUUCUCCCUCCCAGUUCCAAUCCAAGUCAGAGCGCUCGGCCUGCUCCCUCCGGCGACGCCCACCUCCCUCCAAUGGAGCUCGACCCCCACCCCCAAGCGCCGUUGCUCCACCCUCUCCCGCGAGGGUCUCUGCUGCCCACGCGUACAACCUCCGUCCCCUGUUGGUCUCCCUGCUGGCCCUCCUUCCUCGCCCCGGCUCCCUGCUCCGCCUCGACCGGCCAGCGCGCCGCCAUGAACGGCCAGCGUACCAUGAUUCAAGAUCCACCAUGCCGCCGUCUCACUGCUCGCCUUCGGCGAACGUAGCUAGCAGCACCCGAGCUAGGCGCCCUAUGGAUCCCCCUCUCCUCUUCCACGGGACCACAACCAACAGCUCCCAUCCUCAUCGCGAGCCCCUCCCCCCCGCAUCGCCAUCGCCAUCACGACCGGAGCUGCUCCCCAUCGCCAUACCUUACUGCAGCAGCAUAAGAGCUGCGGCCCACUUCCUCUACCAGCAUCGGAGCUGCGCCAAUCUUCUUCUCGCGACACCGGAGCCCCGCAUUUUUUCUCCAUGGCCGAUGACUGGUGUUGCUUGCCGCCUCCAACCUUCCGCCAGCAGCAGCACAAUGGCUCCACCCUCUACCUCCUACUCCGAUGAACGGCAGCAGCUAGACACGCCAUCCCUUCUCCAGGUUGAUGUGUGCUGCUUAGAUGGAACCUUGGCAGGGCCGUUGUUCCCAGCGAUGCAUCAACUGGUCGCAGCAACCACCAAGAAGACACCCAACUCCCGCAUCCCGAACUACCCGAGCCUGCCGUCGCAGCUGCUGUGUCAAGUCCACAACAUCACCAUGCAUGCUGACAAGGACGCUAACGAGGUCUACGCAUAGAUGACUCUGCAACCAGUAAACUCUGUAAGUACUAUCGGAAAUGGAGCUUGGUGAAGAUAUUCAGAACAUGCUGAACUGCGUUUUCUCUACAUGUGCUUUUAUCGGUUUGCAUGCUGCAUGUUUGAUGUUUUGCCUGAGCUGGGGACGAAAUGGUACCGAAUGCCUGAAACUAACAUUAACAGUGUUCAGUUUAAGUGUACAUUUUGAGAUCAGUGCCAGUGUUUAUAAACGCUCAAAAUCUGUACAGUAUUUCUUAGAUUAAUGAGUGCUUACUGUAUAAUUUAGGAAAGUUUUAAUAAUACUACAAUAGAUGCUAAUUAAACCAGGAAGUGAAGCACUACCAAACGUACCGUAUACAAUGUUCAGUUCAAGAAUUUUCAGUUUAGUGAUAGAGUUUAUCAUCAACCCAAAAAAUAUAUAUCUGAUUUCACAUUGACGAGUACUACUGCUUACUUCUCCCAUUCCUUGGCUGAAGACUUUGUUUUGAACCGAGCCUUGCAGUAAGGAGGGAAUGGUUGCGUCUGUUUUGUGCUUGGAUGCCUUCUCCUAGUUGUGCUAAAUUUGAGGUGCCUGUUUAAUUAAAAAGCACCUUUCAUCCCCACUGUGACGGUAAUGCAUUGAGGUGCCUCUGGACUGUAGUGUAUGUUGAUACAAUUGAGGUGUUCCUAGCUAGUGUCUGCACUUCUGUAUGUGUUUGAUGUGAAACACUUAUGCAUGACUAAUUGUUAAGUUAAUACAAUUUCUUUGCCAGACAAGCAUGGAAAUAUGUACUAACUUUCCUGAAAAUUGAGCUUUUCUUAACUAAUCAAGAACUCCCCUCAUUAUGUGAAACACCUAUGCAUAUGACUAAUUUUGCACGACAAUUCUGUUCAAUUCUGAUUUCUUUGGUAGUCAAUUCUGUUCAACUAUGAAACACCUAUGCAUAUGACUGAAAGCAUGUCUACAUCAGUACAACUUUGCAGGCAUAUUUUAUUGACUAGAUAUAUACGUGUUGACUGUUCGUCUGUUCCUAUGUACCGCAUAUUGUGUAAUGGAGUUUGCUUGUAUGGUGUUAGUGAAAAUGUUUGUAUGAAAAUAAUUGACAUUGGUGAUAGCUUACAUGGCCAUUAGAAAUGCGGAAGCGUACAGCGGCCGCGGCCGCCCAUGCCCUGCUUCUCCUGGUCUUUGUGUACCCUUCCCGCAUACUGUCUAUUUGUGAUUUGUCCUAGCAAGUUUCGGUUCAUGAGAAAUAACUUUCCAGGAUUCACCGGACGAACAACUACUUGUUCUAGCAUGUUUAUUUGAAGCAAUUUGUGAUUCAUGCUAUUUGAUGAACUAGUACCUAGGUCGGGAGACUAGCAGAACUUGCAAACUUUAGUUUUCUCACCAGUAGUCACUUAUCCUGCUGUUCAUGUCCAUACAGCAUUUGUAUUGGUUCUAUGUUACAGCUGUUGCAAACAAUUUAUUAAUGUGGGAUGUGGCUCUAUGUCCAGUUCUGUUUCUCUUUUAAAGAAAUCCCCUCUGCCUCUUGUGUGCAGCAAGUUGAUUGUUUUGUCUCUAUAUUAUUGUGCGGAUUGGCCAAGUAUUAGUCGAUCUGCAAGCCGGUUUAAGAGCUGGAUUGGCCAGUCCAAUUCAACACAGAGCUGAGUGUAUGUUGAAACUUUUCGUCCAUCAAGCUCCACCUCCGGCCGCGCCGACGAUGCCCUCGCCUUCGCCAACCUCCACUCCUCCAUGAGGUACGCAUGCAUUUCCGUUGCUAUUGCUCGCACUUUGUUCUUGAUGUAUUCCUUUGACUAAUGAACCUAGCAGCAUCAAAGUCCAGAAUAUCCAUACCAACAUGCCUUGGCUUGUUGAACCCUUGUGCUGGUUCGAAAUGCAGAAUUGAGAUAUUGUGCUGGGAGCAUUCUUGCUACAGUCAUCAGUUAGAUUUCAGCUUUGCAUCUUUUCAGCUUUAACUGUUGGUUUACAUUGAAAUUGUUAAGCAGGUAUCAAAUUGAGUGCAUAGUGUGCAAUUUGUGUUUAGUAAUCUAGUAUCUCAUCAGCAUCAGACCAUAUGUUUUCUUAUAAGCAAACUAUAUUGAUGGUUGAAAGAUUUUAUAUUCUUCUGAUGCGUGAUCCUUCUAAUGCUAGGUGAUUUGUUUCUUGGAAUUUGGAAGAGGAAGACGAUGAAGUGUCGUGGUUAUCUAUCAAUAUGCCUUGUGUUCUGGUUGUACUUCAUAGUUACAUUGUAUUUUGUACUGGUCUGGUUGUAUGAACACUAUGUAAAGAUUGUAAUAGGCUAAUUUUGGCUAUCA